Misgurnus anguillicaudatus (oriental weatherfish) is the source of this 2424-nucleotide messenger RNA. The record is from RefSeq and is a predicted model, not a curated record. Lineage: Eukaryota; Metazoa; Chordata; Actinopteri; Cypriniformes; Cobitidae.
AUGAUAGCACAAUGUGAUGUUAGACUGGUCAAUGGUAGUAAUCACUGCUCUGGUAGAGUUGAGGUCUUUUAUGAUGGCCGUUGGGGAACUGUGUGUGAUGACUCUUGGGACAUUAAUGAUGCCGCUGUGGUGUGCAGACAGUUGGGAUGUGGAAAAGCUCUUAGUGCAAAGAGUAUGGCUUUUUUUGCUCAGGGGAGUGGCAAGAUCUGGCUGGAUGAUGUUGCAUGUUCUGGAAGUGAGAGCAGCAUAAAACAGUGCAAACACAAUGGACUUGGAUCACAUAACUGUGGACACCAAGAAGAUGCUGGUGUUAUAUGUUCAGACUUGUUAAGAUUGGUUAAUGGCUCUGAUUCCUGCUGUGGAAGAGUAGAGCUCCUUUCCAACGGCCAAUGGGGAACUGUGUGUGAUGAGAGCUGGGACAUAACAGAUGCUGAUGUUGUGUGCAAACAAUUAAACUGUGGCAGAGCCAUCAGCGCCUCUCACAGUGCAGCAUUUGGUCAGGGAAGUGGAGUGAGUUGGACAAAUAAUUUAAGAUGUGUUGGAAAUGAGACCACCUUUAUGAAUUGCUUAGAAAAAAGUCAACGUAGCUGUGGCCCUAAUACAGAUGCUGGUGUUGUUUGUACAGGUAAUCUGCAGACGCCCACGCUUACCAUUAUCUCUCAUUCAGUUGUGUCUCCUGGAGAAAACAUUCAGUUCAGAUGCACAACACCUAAUCCAAGAUGUCAGGAAAAUGCUGAAUUCCACCUGUUCAGAAGAUCAUCCACAAUAUCCUCUCAAACAAGUGUAUCUAGUGUGACUUUCAGUCUGACUGUAGACGUCUCACAUCAGAAUCAGUACAGCUGUGAUUACUCUUACAGGAAUGACACCAUCAAGUCUUCCAGGAGUAACACUAUUGAAAUCACUGUAGUGAACCUGCAGAAGCCCAAAAUUUCUCUCAGUGGAUUAUUUGACUUUGGUCCUCAGGGUUCAGUGAUCACCAGAGGUCACAACUUCACUAUUACUUGUUCAUCUGUAUCUCAGUAUUCUGGAGGCUUCUUCUCUCUGUUCAGUGGAUCAAACAUCAUCAGUCGUGAAUCAGCUGUCAAUCACUCAGCCGUCUUCAUCUUUCCUGAGGCGGAUUAUUCACAUGAGGGAAACUACAGUUGUGUUUAUAAAGUGAAUGUGUCCUCACGGAACUUCUAUUCAGAUGUGUCUGACCCGCUGCUCAUUACUAUCAGAGGAGGUGAUGUUAGACUGGUCAAUGGUGGUAAUCGCUGCUCUGGUAGAGUUGAGGUCUUUCAUGAUGGUCGUUGGGGAACUGUGUGUGAUGACUCUUGGGACAUUAAUGAUGCUACUGUGGUGUGCAGACAAUUGGGAUGUGGAAAAGCGGUUACUGCAGACAGUGGGGCUUAUUUUGGCCAGGGCAGUGACCCAAUCUUACUGGAUGAUGUUGCAUGUUCUGGAAGUGAUGUUAGACUGGUCAAUGGUAGUAAUCGCUGCUCUGGUAGAGUUGAGGUCUUUCAUGAUGGUCGUUGGGGAACUGUGUGUGAUGACUCUUGGGACAUUAAUGAUGCUGCUGUGGUGUGCAGACAGUUGGGAUGUGGAAAAGCUCUUAGUGCCAACAGUGGGGCUUUUUUUGCUCAGGGGAGUGACCCAAUCUGGCUGGAUGAUGUUGCAUGUUCUGGAAGUGAGAGCAGCAUAAAACAGUGCAAACACAAUGGACUUGGAUCACAUAACUGUAAACACAGUGAUGAUGCUGGUGUUAUAUGUUCAGACUUGUUAAGAUUGGUUAAUGGCUCUGAUUCCUGCUGUGGAAGAGUGGAGCUCCUUUCCAACGGCCAAUGGGGAACUGUGUGUGAUGAGAGCUGGGACAUAACAGAUGCUGAUGUUGUGUGCAAACAAUUAAACUGUGGCAGAGCCAUCAGCGCCUCUCACAGUGCAGCAUUUGGUCAGGGAAGUGGAGUGAGUUGGAAAAAUCAUUUAAGAUGUGUUGGAAAUGAGACCACCUUUUUGAAUUGCUUAGAAAAAAGUCAACGUAGCUGUGAUCAUAAUACAGAUGCUGGUGUUGUUUGUACAGGUGAUCUCCAGACGCCCACACUUACCAUUAUGUCUCAUUCAGUUGUGUCUCCUGGAGAAAACAUUCAGUUUAGAUGCACAACACCUAAUCCAAGAUGUCAGGAAAAUGCUGAAUUCCACCUGUUCAGAAGAUCAUCCACAAUAUCCUCUCAAACAAGUGUAUCUAGUGUGACUUUCAGUCUGACUGUAGACGUCUCACAUCAGGAUCAGUACAGCUGUGAUUACUCUUACAGGAAUGACAUCAUCAAGUCUUCUAGGAGUAACACUAUUGAAAUCACUGUAGUGAACCUCCAGAAGCCCAAUAUUUCUCUCAGUGGAUUGUUUGACUUUGGUCCUCAGGGUUCAUGGAUCAAACAUCACCAGGAAUGA